This is a messenger RNA of Halichondria panicea, 1063 nucleotides long. Its product is annotated as transcriptional regulator QRICH1-like. The record is from RefSeq and is a predicted model, not a curated record. Lineage: Eukaryota; Metazoa; Porifera; Demospongiae; Suberitida; Halichondriidae.
AUGAAGUGACUUCAAUCUGCUGGUGUUGGCUCUGUACGUAAGCAGGCUGAACCACUUUGCCUUGAAGAAGAAGAGUUGCUGUGGGAGAAAAAUCUUAAGAGACCACAGCCGGACGCUCUUUUGAACACAAUGGUGUUCAUGAAUGGACUCUAUUUUGCAUUGCGCAGUGGAGGUGAGCACAGACAACUUCGCCAUAAUCCUUGCCAGAUUGAACUUUGUGACCUUGAAAUGAACGACAUAUUGAAGAAUCGUCCCGGAGGAUUGAAAGGACGCAAGUUCAAGCCCAAAGUAGUGGUUCACUAUUUAAAUCCCGAAAAUCCUCAGAGAUGCUUUGUUGAGCUGUUUAAGAUUAGCUUGUGUCCUCAUAAUCGCCCGAGCAAUGCGUUCUACCUCGAGCUCUCUCCUCUGACAAAACCUAAACAAGAUUUUUGGUUUUCCCGAGCACCUUUGGGACAUAAUACCUUCAGUUGAAGAACAUAGUGUAGAACAUGUGUAAAAAAGCAGGAAUACAAGGAUUCAAAACAAACCAUUCGCUCUGAGCCACAACUGCAGCCAAGUUGUACUCAAGUGGUGUUGAUGAACAACUCGUAAUGGAGUGCACAGGCCAUCGCAGUAUCGAAGAGAUCAGAAGCUACAAGCGAACCUCCUUAGAGCAGCAAGAAAACAUUUCAUACAUCCUACACGGUAAAAAGCCUCGUAUGGACAUUGUGCCUGUAGCCAGAAGCCAAUUCACUGAGUCUUAUCUGCCAUCUCUGCCUCCUCCAAUGGCCGCCACCACAUUUCCUUGCUCACAAGUGUCGACAAACAACAUCAGCGCACCUCGCACCUCAUUCUCAAGUGAUGAUCAUGCAGGAGUACUCUACAUAAGUUCAUGCUCAAACAUAAAGAAAAUUGAUUCUGCCAGGAUCUGGGGUUCAAAAUGGAUCCUCUUACACUUGGUAUUGAGCGCGCAUGCGCAUUACAUCCUGCGUGGAAUAAGGGGUGUGUCUGCAAGUUCACUAAUACCUACUAAAAAUAAUACCUACUAAAAAUAAUAGCUUCUUUAGCAGCUCUUUUUGACUCU